AUGGCCUCGUCGUCGCUGCGCACCUCGCUCGGCAGCAGCGGCCACUCGCUGGGCGACUCGUGCAUCGACCUGUAUGCCGAGCGGGUCAUGAUCCCGCGGAUCUCGCUCCUGUCGCUGCUGGCCGGCUUGUCGGCGCUGUCGGUGCUGCUCGUCCGGCACCGUCGGCGGCGACGGCUGCAACGCGUCCGGCAGUCGGCCAAGCUGCUGCCGGAGAAGGUCGUGCUCGAGUCGUCGCUCGUGUCGGACGACGGCGACGAGCUCUCGUCUCGGAAGCGCUGGUUCGCGUGCUUCCUGGCCACGAGCGUGGCGUGGGUCACCGUCUUCCUCUGCACCUUCAACUCGUCCACGGCCCUCGCGUCCACGUCCAUGAGCGCGGCACAGGCGCGGCCCCGCAUCGUCUUCAGCUUCACGACGACGCCCAGAGGCAUCGACGACAUGCAGCCCACGGUGGACGCGCUCGUGCGCCAGGAGGGCGACGGCUUCGACGCCGUGUACGUCAUCGUGCCCAAAACGUACCGCGACCAGGCCGUGCAGAUCCCCGAGUGGCUGCUGGACGGCCGCACCAAGCUCAACCAGAGCGAGUUCCGCGGCAUCACGUUCGCCACGGGGGCGAGUCCGUACCACGACAAGCUCCGGCUCAUCGUGCUGGACACGGACUUCGGCCCGGCCAGCAAGGUGCUGGGCACGCUGCUGGUGGAGCAGGACCCGGACACCGUCAUCGUGUACGGCGACGACGACCGCAUCUACCCCACGCAGCUGUGCGAGCGCGCGCUGCACUACACGCACAAGUACCCGGACGACGCCAUCGCGGUGCUGGGCGGCUGGAUCUCGGCCGAGGACGAUCUGUACUGUGGACGCAGCCUCGCGGUCGGGGUCAACAGCGUGUCGUUCGUGGGAGGGGCGGGUGGAGUCGCAGUGAAGCGCAAGUUCUUCGGCCUGGAGGAGGCGACGAUGUCGGCCUUCGAGGUGGCCAACAUGUCCAAGGCCUGCUUCCUGGGGGAUGACUACUAUCUGUCGCACCUGUUGAGUCGGAAUGGAGUUAGAAGACGACUUGUAUCGGACAGCUGCUGGAACAUUGAGUCACUGACAGAGUCGUUCUCGCACGGGGGACUGUCGUACGCGCCGUCGGAACACCCGGGAGGGGCCAAUGUGGAGCACUACCAGCAGUGCAUUCGAGAACUGGGCAAAGACCAGGACUUAUCUCACGACGGCGAGUUUGGAUCUACAUUCAUGUUCGUGUUUUCUCGACUGUGGGGGGUUUUGCGAGGACUGAGGAAUUUAUACUUUGGCAGCGAAUUCGUGACCGGCCACAGCGCUACCGCAAUGAAUGGGCAGCUCCGCUUCUUCAAGGAGGCCAAUGUCCAGAGUCUGCGCAGCAUCAUCCACGCUUCCGCCUCGGAUCUCUGCUACGACAUGCCCUGCUCCACGCUCAGUGGCAGCAUUUCUUCAGUGCAGUGGGCGGAGCUCCCGACCACGGGGACGGCCUACACCGACGGACAGGCGCGAAUCGCCUUCUACAAAGGCGCCAACUGCACGGGCAAGGCGGCGGUGGUGAAAACGAGCGCCGGGAAGAUCUCCGACUUUGCCGCGUUCGGGAUGGACAACGCCGUCUCGUCGUUUGCUGUGCUGGAGACCUCGAAGGUGAUGAAGCACAAGACAGAGAACGUUUGCAAGGGGUAA
This is a messenger RNA of Phytophthora sojae, 1680 nucleotides long. RefSeq lists its product as hypothetical. NCBI's taxonomy places the organism in Eukaryota, Oomycota, Peronosporomycetes, Peronosporales, Peronosporaceae. The coding region runs from base 1 to 1680 and encodes 559 amino acids. The transcript is spliced from 2 exons. The record is from RefSeq and is a predicted model, not a curated record.